Drosophila gunungcola (fruit fly) is the source of this 2271-nucleotide messenger RNA. RefSeq names its product ovarian-specific serine/threonine-protein kinase Lok (gene lok). Bases 421 to 1860 code for a protein of 479 amino acids. The record is from RefSeq and is a predicted model, not a curated record. Gene Ontology annotation, biological process: protein phosphorylation; mitotic DNA damage checkpoint signaling. NCBI's taxonomy places the organism in Eukaryota, Metazoa, Arthropoda, Insecta, Diptera, Drosophilidae. Gene Ontology annotation, cellular component: nucleus; cytoplasm. The transcript is spliced from 6 exons. Gene Ontology annotation, molecular function: protein serine/threonine kinase activity; protein binding; ATP binding.
GGCAUUUGGCAACACUGGCGCUGCUAGGCACUGCAUCCCUGGAAGGCGGCAACUCUCACACACACAGUCGCAAAACUUUGAGUCCGUCGCGCAGUUCACAUCCAUGUCGUGGUUUUUGUUACUUUUCGUUGUUUUCGUCUGAGAAACUUAAAAUAAUCCUUUGCCAGCGCAGUGCGAUCAGCUCGAUGUAAUCGAAUAGCGUAAAGGAAACGCUCAACCGGCCUUAAUUCAAUAAGAUAAUUAGUUUUACCAUCGUUCACAUACUGUGGGUGUGUGUUAGCCUGAGCCUGUGUGGUGGUCGGAAUAACUGGACAUUCCGAAUUUGCGCAGUUUCGGCGAAACUUAACGGGCUUCCAAUUUCGAACUACGGAAUUACGGAGUUUUGCGACGUAAGGAAAUAUAGGCAAAUACGGAAUAGACAUGGCUCGCGACACUCAAGGAACCCAGGGAACCCAAAGUCAGGCCUCCAACAUCUGGACCCAAGUGGAAAGCCAACCGAUGGAGAAAAUCGUCUGGGGACGAUUGUACGGCAAAAAUAUUAAAAUCAAAUCGCUGGGUACGAGCUCAAAAUACCGAAUUCUUUAUACGCAUUCGUCCUUUUCUGUUGAUCUCAACAAUGACGAGUUCAGCGCAGGACGAGGCGAGACCAACGAUUUGAUUCUCACACUCAACGAUUUGCCCGAAAAAAUCCUGACGCGCAUUUCCAAAGUGCAUUUUAUCAUCAAGCGGGCAAAUUGCGAGCUUACCAAUCCAGUAUACAUACAGGAUCUCUCACGCAACGGGACCUUUGUGAAUAAUGAAAAAAUUGGAACAAACAAGAUGCGAAUCUUGAAGAACGACGAUGUCAUUUCCCUGUCCCACCCCACGUACAAAGCCUUUGUAUUCAAGGAUCUCAGUCCGAACGAGUCGAUCGGCCUGCCUGAGGAGAUUAACAAGACUUAUUAUGUUAACAAAAAGUUGGGAUCUGGAGCUUACGGCUUGGUCCGUCUUGUAUACGAUACCCGCACUUGCCAGCAAUAUGCAAUGAAGAUCGUGAAGAAGAAUAUGCUGUCGGGCAGUGCGCGACCCAGUACAAAUUUCAGCGAUCCCGACCGGGUGCUAAAUGAGGCCAAGAUCAUGAAGAAUCUGUCCCAUCCGUGCGUGGUUCGCAUGCAUGACAUCGUGGACAAACCGGACUCGGUCUACAUGGUGCUGGAGUUUAUGCGGGGCGGUGACUUACUCAACCGGAUCAUCAACAACAAGCUGCUGAGCGAGGAGACUUCAAAGCUUUACUUUUACCAAAUGUGCCAUGCCGUAAAGUACCUUCAUGAUCGGGGUAUCACACAUCGCGACUUGAAACCCGACAAUGUGUUGCUAGAGACCAACGACGAGGAGACCCUGCUGAAGGUCUCCGAUUUCGGGCUGAGCAAGUUUGUGCAGAAGGACUCGGUGAUGCGGACGCUCUGCGGCACUCCACUCUAUGUGGCACCUGAGGUACUGAUAACAGGCGGUCGGGAGGCCUACACCAAAAAAGUAGACAUCUGGAGCUUGGGCGUGGUGCUCUUUACUUGUCUGAGUGGCACACUGCCCUUUUCAGACGAGUACGGAACACCGGCAGCCCAGCAGAUAAAGAAGGGCAGGUUUGCCUACGGACAUUCUGCAUGGAAGGGCGUCUCGCAGCGCGCCAAGCUGCUGAUCAACCAAAUGCUCAUUGUGGAUCCCGAAAGACGACCCUCAAUCGAUGACGUCCUGCAGUGCACCUGGCUGCGGGAUGCGCAAGUGCUGCAGAAGGCGAAGAAACUGAUGAAGCUGGAGGGCAUGGAGAUCGAGGAGGAGGAGAAUAACUUUCUCGAACCGCCCACUAAGCGAUCGCGACGUUAACUUGUGCUAUUUAGAUUCUAUCGUUAAUGCCUGAUGGUCGAGGCGUGAAAAGGUUUUAAUUUUCUGGGAAAAUUAAGCGAUAACAUUUUUUUCCAAAUCGCCGACACCGCCGCAUUCGAGUGCAUAGGCUACUCAAGUAUUUUUUUGCGGUUGUUUAUUUUUACGUGUUGUCUAGUGUAAGUUUCAUCAUGCCCAAAUAUUCCUGUUAAACUGCAUUUAUUUUUGGGCCUUGCAUUCAUAAUUAUUUUAAGCUUCUUAUCUAUCUGAAAUCUGUCAUUCCAUUGGGAUAUAAUUACUUUAUAUUUCCGGUAAUUGUUAAGAAACUAAAAGUGGUAUGCUUAAGAAUUUAAUUUGACUCUUCAACGAACCAUUGAGCUUUUUGAAAUAAAGCAAUUGAAUUUGUUUAAGUAA